AUGGAUAACACAAAGGAGAAGAAUGAUGAUUACAAAGAUGAUCUUCUGCUUAGAGUGGGACUUAAUGAUAAUAAAGCAGGAAUGGAAGGACUAGAUAAAGAGAAAAUUAACAAAAUUAUAAUGGAAGCCACAAAGGGGUCCAGAUUUUAUGGAAAUGAGUUGAAGAAGGAAAAGCAAGUCAACCAACGAAUUGAAAAUAUGAUGCAACAAAAAGCUCAAAUUACCAGCCAGCAGCUAAAGAAAGCACAAUUACAGGUUGACAGAUUUGCAAUGGAAUUAGAACAGAGCCGGGAUCUGAACAAUACCAUAGUACAUAUUGACAUGGAUGCUUUCUAUGCCGCUGUAGAAAUGAGAGACAAUCCGGAACUUAAGAAUAAACCCAUUGCUGUAGGAUCAAUGAGCAUGUUGUCUACUUCAAAUUACCAUGCAAGGAGGUUUGGUGUCCGUGCAGCCAUGCCAGGAUUUAUUGCUAAGAGACUCUGCCCACAACUUAUUAUAGUGCCCCCAAACUUUGACAAAUACCGAGCUGUGAGUAAAGAGGUUAAGGAAAUACUUGCUGAUUAUGAUCCCAAUUUUAUGGCCAUGAGUCUUGAUGAAGCCUACUUGAAUAUAACAAAGCACUUACAGGAAAGACAAACUUGGCCUGAGGACAAAAGAAGAUAUUUCAUCAAAACAGGGAACUCUGCAGAAAACGAUAAACCAAGAGAGGAAGUUAAUAAAUUGAGUGAGCAUGAACAAUCUAUCUCUCCACUACUUUUCGACGAUAGUCCUCCUGAUUUGCAGCCUCCAGGAAUCCCUUUCCAAGUGAACUUUGAGGAACAGAACAAUCUUCAAAUACUCCAAAACUCAGUUGUUUUUGGAACAUCAGCCGAGGAAGUGGUAAAGGAAAUUCGUUUCAGAAUUGAGCAAAAAACAACACUGACAGCCAGUGCAGGCAUUGCCCCAAAUACAAUGUUAGCAAAAGUGUGCAGUGAUAAGAAUAAACCAAAUGGCCAAUACCAGAUUCUGCCCAACAGACAAGCUGUAAUGGAUUUCAUCAAGGACUUACCCAUUAGAAAGAUUUCUGGAAUAGGAAAAGUUACAGAGAAAAUGUUAAAGGCCAUUGGAAUCAUUACUUGCACCGAACUCUACCAACAGAGAGCAUUACUUUCUCUCCUUUUCUCUGAAACAUCUUGGCAUUAUUUCCUUCAUAUCUCCCUGGGACUAGGCUCAACACAUCUGGAAAGGGAUGGAGAGAGGAAAAGUAUGAGCGUUGAGAGGACAUUCAGUGAGAUAAGUAAAGCAGAAGAACAGUACAGCUUGUGCCAAGAGCUUUGCAGUGAGCUUGCUCAAGAUCUUCAGAAAGAAGGACUUAAGGGUAGAACUGUUACCAUUAAGCUGAAAAACGUGAAUUUUGAAGUAAAAACUCGUGCAUCUACAGUUUCGUCUGUUGUUUCUACUGCAGAAGAAAUAUUUGCCAUUGCUAAGGAAUUGCUAAGAACAGAAAUUGAUGCUGAUUUUCCACAUCCCUUGAGAUUAAGACUUAUGGGUGUGCGGAUAUCUGGUUUUCCCAAUGAAGAAGAAAAGAAACACCAACAAAGGAGCAUUAUUGGCUUCUUACAGACUAGAAACCAAGCCCUGGUGGCCCCUGGAUGUAUACUAGAGAACACUGACAAAGAUCAGCUUGUUAAACCUCUAGAAAUGCCUCCUAAGAAGAGUUUCUUCAAUAAAAAAAGAUCAGAAAUUAAAUGGAACCAAGACACAUUUAAAUGUGAAACUGUGACUAAACAAAGUUUACACACAUCACAGCCAUUCCAAGUUUUAAAGAUGAAGACGAAUGAGAAUUUAGAAACAUCAAAAAAUUCGGAUAAUUGUCAGAUAUAUACCUGUCCUGUUUGCUUUAGGAAGCAAGAAAACAUCAGUCUGGAUGCCUUUAAUACACAUGUGGAUGCAUGUCUAGGUGGACCUUCAGUGAGUGAAGAUCACAGGUUCUCUACAGAAGUGAACAAGAAAGAAAAUGUGUACCAUUCUCUUUCAGUCUGUGAGAAGCAGGAUUCUGAAACCCAUCAGAAUACAGUAAUCACUUCGGUAGACUGUGUAGAUUUGGUGGAGACAAUAGGUAACCUGUCUAAAGGAGAAAAUAUAGAUGCUUUAGGUAAUAAGCCCAGCAAAGAGGAAUAUUCUAGCAUUGCAAGCAAGUCUUUAAAUAUUAAAUGCUUUCAUCAGAAUUCUUCUUCUACUGUUUCACUGAAAAAUGAAGAUGAUAGGUCAUUAAGUAGGCAAGAAUCUCUCCAGCCUUAUUUACAUGAAACAAUAACAGACCAUAUUCUAGUUUGUCCUGUUUGUAACCUAGAACAAAAGACUUCCGAUCUUUUCCUGUUCAAUAGGCAUGUGGAUGUUUGCUUAAAUAAAAGUAUUAUCCAGGAACUGCGGGAGGAUAAAAUUAAUCCAGUUAACCAGCCCCAUGAAAGCUCAAGAAGUACUGGUAGCUCAGUCAGAGUACAGGACACUGUAACAAGAACCAAAAGGCCAGGACUGAUAAAGCAUUCAAGAUCAAAGAAAACAAAACCAAACAAUUCUCGACACACUCUCGAUCUGUUUUUUAAAUGA
Molecule: messenger RNA, 2589 nt
Organism: Orycteropus afer afer
Lineage: Eukaryota; Metazoa; Chordata; Mammalia; Tubulidentata; Orycteropodidae
Gene: POLK
Product: DNA polymerase kappa
Exons: 14
Coding region: 1-2589 (862 amino acids)
Biological process (GO): error-prone translesion synthesis
Cellular component (GO): nucleus
Molecular function (GO): DNA-directed DNA polymerase activity; damaged DNA binding
Source: RefSeq, a predicted model, not a curated record